AUGAAUCCCCAAUUAUACCAUCCUGCAACACUGUUGCAAUAUGUCGCCAUUCUCUCAGCAAUAUACGUGUUCUUCAAUGGCCCUUUCUCCGGCGUCUCACAAGACCAAUCCACCUCCGAGGAGAGCGUUGACAUCCCUCUAUCCCAAGAAAAGGCAGGACAGCUGGUCUAUCCGGAUUCGGCGUUGCAGUGCGACCCUCACUUUUAUGGAGUCCACAUCUUCUCGAGAAGUCCUCUGAUAAUAUACAUACCUGACUUUUUAUCAAAAGCGGAGUCAAAGCAUAUGAUAGAGAUCAGUGAAGACAAGUGGCAACCCUCGACAAUCUACAAGAACAAUGUCGAAAGCUCAGACACCAGUGUUCGCAAAUCUGAAAAGGCCAUGAUUGAACGCGACACCACGGUCCAAUGCAUCGAACAACGUGCUCUGGACUUUCAAGGUUGGCCUUUCGACACCUUCAUCGAACGAUUGUGGACACAGAGAUACACGACAUCGGGACACUACUCACACCAUUACGAUUGGGCCUUUGCGUCAAAGACAGCACACCGUGUCAGUACAUUCAUGGUCUAUAUCGAAGCCAACUGCACCGGUGGAGGUACAAACUUCCCAUUGCUCGUCAGACCAAAAGACAAGCGUUGGUGUGAGUUUAUAGACUGCGAGGAGCCUGAAGAGAAUGGUGUUACCUUCUUGCCAAAGGCUGGCGCUGCCGUGUUUUGGGAAAACUUUGACGUUGACGGCAAGGGAUGGAAGCAGGGUCUUCAUGCUGGUAUGCCUGUACAUAGUGGUGUCAAGAUCGGCUUGAACAUCUGGAGCUGGUAA
Messenger RNA from Aureobasidium musti, 816 nucleotides. Lineage: Eukaryota; Fungi; Ascomycota; Dothideomycetes; Dothideales; Saccotheciaceae. The record is from the annotation of a GenBank genome assembly.